Molecule: messenger RNA, 549 nt
Organism: Paracoccidioides lutzii Pb01
Exons: 2
Coding region: 1-549 (182 amino acids)
Biological process (GO): attachment of spindle microtubules to kinetochore
Cellular component (GO): DASH complex; mitotic spindle
Source: RefSeq, a predicted model, not a curated record
AUGACGCCUCCUCUCUCAACCUCCCGCUCCUCGCGACCUAUACCCUCUUCCGCUAACGAUGAUAUCGAUAUCGACAUCGAUAUUGAUAUUGACAGUCCACCAAUAGGGAGAAAUGACAACAAUGGCAUAUCUACAGCGACAGCCAUGGGUGGCACGACUGGGUCAUCAACAACCCCAUCAACCAACCCCCUCCUUCGUGAGAAUCCGCUCCUCUCCCCGCUGGAACAAGAGGUGUUGAAUGAGUAUUCGCGCCUACUAGGGAAUAUGAAUAAGCUUUCUGAUUCCCUGGCUUAUCUCUCCACCCGGCCCGCGGCGGAAACGCUUGAUGCCCUGCGCCUUCUGGAACGAAAGACAGCAACGGUGUGUACACUUCUUAAGGCGAGUGUGUAUAGUAUUGUGCUACAGCAACAGAUUUAUAAUGGGGAGGGCGCUGACCAGGGUGGUGGCGGCGAUGGUGGGGCUGGCGGGAAUGCGGAAUAUGAAGGGAACGAACAUGAACGUGGACAUGGGAAACAGGGUGGUGGGUAUGGAUAUGACGAUGGGAAUUAA